AUGCAUUACACCUUCCCAACAUGGCGCCGCCCUGUGAACGCGGGAACGCGCCACUUCCGGGUCAAGCCGCGAGGCUGGGGAGGGGGCGUGGAGAACCUGACCCUCACCUGCUUCAGGCCUUUGGUCCCCACCGUGCUCUGGACCACUCACAGCCACGCUGUCACCGCUGUCACCCCCCGUGGCAAACCCCAAAGCCUGUGCCCGCAGGUGACCGCCACACCCAUCCCCACCGACCUGGGGACCCGCGCGGGCUGGGCCGGGCUCCUGGCCAGAUUCAGCCCACCUGGAAUGUCCCGCUGUCCCGGCCCCCGUGGCAGCUGCCAUAAAAAGCUCUCCUGGCUGGCUGGGAAGCAGGACCCAGAUCCAGGAGCCGGGAUGGGGCCGCGCCGAGCGCCGCAGCUGCUGCUGCUGCUGGCUUUGGGGCUGGCCGGAGCCUCCACACCGGGGCCAGGCGGGUCCACAGCAGCAGGGGACGGACGGGAAGGAACCUCGCCGUCCUCACCGGGGGCCCUGAGCUAUGGGGACGUGGUGGCAGCGGCUGUGGCGCUGCUCAACGCCAGGGCUGUCAGUCCCUACGUCCUGCGGCUGCGGGAGGCUCAGCCCCGGCCCGGCUGGCCCUCAGACCUGCAGGGCCGGCAGGAGCUGAGCUUCACCCUGGAGGAAACGACGUGCAGGACACCAGGAACGGCCAAUGGCACCUGCAGGAGCCGCUGGCUCGGGGUGGUGACCUGGUGCCAGGGCUCUGUUUUCCUGGAGGGGCAGCAGCCCACGGUGGAGCUCUCCUGUGAGAAAGCUCCAGCCACGCUGGGCCGGAUCUGGAAAUCCAAGAUCAAGGAUUUCUUUGGCAAGGUCAAGCUGCGUUUCCAAUCCUUCUUCCAGUGCGGCCGGAUUUGGAUCCGGGACAGGCUCAACAUCAAGGCGCCCAAACCCUGAGGGGUGACACUGCUGUGUCCCCGCCCUGUGUCCCCUCCCUUUGUCCACUGCCCGGCUGUCUCACUGCCAGUAAAGGU
This is a messenger RNA of Ficedula albicollis (Collared flycatcher), 1010 nucleotides long. Its product is annotated as cathelicidin-B1-like. NCBI's taxonomy places the organism in Eukaryota, Metazoa, Chordata, Aves, Passeriformes, Muscicapidae. The record is from RefSeq and is a predicted model, not a curated record. The transcript is spliced from 5 exons. Gene Ontology annotation, cellular component: extracellular region. Gene Ontology annotation, biological process: innate immune response; defense response to Gram-negative bacterium; defense response to Gram-positive bacterium. The coding region runs from base 1 to 933 and encodes 310 amino acids. Gene Ontology annotation, molecular function: lipopolysaccharide binding.